Molecule: messenger RNA, 6426 nt
Organism: Patella vulgata (common limpet)
Lineage: Eukaryota; Metazoa; Mollusca; Gastropoda; Patellidae
Product: speract receptor
Exons: 21
Coding region: 199-3909 (1236 amino acids)
Biological process (GO): cGMP biosynthetic process; intracellular signal transduction; receptor guanylyl cyclase signaling pathway
Molecular function (GO): protein kinase activity; guanylate cyclase activity; peptide receptor activity
Source: RefSeq, a predicted model, not a curated record
ACCAGCCACGUGGGAAAUACCCAAUACGAUAAAUGAUUCAAUGCGAAGCUUUCUAUUCUACAAGGAGAAAGGUAGAGCUACAGUAUACAGCGAUCAAUUUCUGCCACAGAUGUAUGAAGUGGUCCCAUACCAUAGCCACUAUGUAACAAACGCUUGCUUUCAUUUCCUAACAUGGAUCUAGAUACAACAUAAGUUGGGAUGGCGAUGGGGUGUGUCACGAUCCCUGACACAAAAGUUUCUCACAAAGGAUAUGAAAUGUUUAAAAGGGGUAGAUUAAACAAUGGGAGUAUUGUUUUGAUAUUAUAUGUGUUUAUCAUCAAUUUUUGUAUUGAUAUUUGUGUUUGUGAUUCAAUUCGUAUUGGAUAUAUGACCGGAUCCCAACAAUCAACGGAAAACAAUAGCAAAAUAUAUAAGAGACCCGGGCAAGCCAUUUCUGGUGCCCUUACAUACGCAAUAGCAGAGAUUAAUAAUGAUCCUUACAUUUUACCAAAUCAUUCCCUCGAUUUUAUUAUUGCCGAAACAUAUGGCAAAGAAAGUGAAAGUAUUAAAGAAACGGUUUUAUUAUUACAUAAAAAUAUAAGUGUGUAUAUAGGACCACAGGAAACAUGUAUCCACGAAGGACGAAUAGCUGCUUCUUUUAACCUUCCUAUGAUAUCUUAUUUUUGCUCCGAGAAUGAAGUAAGUGAUAAAGAGUUAUAUCCAACUUUCGCCAGAACCAAACCAACUGUUUCUCAAAUAUCUAAAAGUGUGGUGUCCAUACUGAGGUUAUUUAACUGGAAGAAAGUAACAUUUAUUCACAGCAAUAUUGAUGAAUUUGAACAUACAGCUGAUACCAUAUGCGAUCAAUUAGAAUCAUAUGGCAUAACAGUGAGGUUUAGAAAAGUUUACCAAGGUCCAUACUUUCAUACACAUUCCGAAAAUCCGUUCAUUAAAAUCGUCAGUGAAACAAAGCUUGAUACUAGAAUUUAUGUAAUGCUAGGGGCGUAUUAUGAAUUUAUUGGGUUAAUGGAUCAUUUACAAGAUACGGGUCUUCUAGAUGCUGGAGAGUAUUUUGUUGUUGGAGUCCAUGUUGGUGUUUAUGACCUUAAUAAACCACAGAAUUUCUUACAAGGUAUAUUUCAAAAUAAUGUUACACGAAGAGCAGCAGCUGCCUUCCGCCAUUUUGUUGGUGUGGUUCACUCACCGCCGAUAUUUCCAGAUUACGACCAUUUUGAAAAAAUAGUUAACAAAUUCCUGGAAUCUCCACCAUUUAACUACACCAAUCCUUAUAAACAUCUUAAAGUCAUGAAACAGAUAAAGCCAGAAGCUGCCUAUUUAUAUGAUGCUGUUUGGUUAUACGCCAAGGCGGUGGAUAAAAUCCUUUCGUCAAACGGAGAUAUAAAUAAUGGAGAACUAAUCAUAAACAGUAUCAAGGGAAUGACAUAUAGAAGUGCCAUGGGAUACAUCAGUAGAAUAAAUGCCGUUGGUGACGCCGAAGGGAACUUCUCUCUGGUUGCUAGGCGACCAGUUCAGGGCGUACCAGGGGAAUGGGGACUCUUGCCUAUUGGCGUGUUCCGUUUAAGCGAAAAUCUGACUGAGUUACCAUCGUUCCACUAUUACGAUGGGGAAACUAUAAAAUGGAUAGCCGGUUCCCCACCAGUAGAUGAACCAGCCUGUGGUUAUAGACAUGAAAAAUGUAUUCCACCAAAAACGUAUACAAGAGAAGUGUUAGGUGGUGUUGCUGGUGGUGUUAUGUUAGUAACAGCUAUUAUUGGUUACUUAAUAUACAGAAACUGGAGGUAUGAACAAGAUCUGGCUAGUCUUCUAUGGAAGAUAGAAUACAAAGAUUUAAGUUUUGGUGAUCAUUACAUGCAAACAUUCCAUGGUGGUCGCUCAAAACCCAAUGGAUUAAGUAAAACGGCCAGUCAAAUCUCGUUGAUUUCCCAAGUUGACUUAGAUCUAAGACAACUGUUUACGCAUGUCGGAACAUACAGAGGAACUAUAGUAGCUAUAAGAAUCGUUAACAAAAAACACGUGGAGUUAACUCGGAAUGUGAGGAAAGAAUUGAAAAUCAUGCGUGAACUACGUCAUGAUAAUAUUAUACCAUUUAUUGGUGCGUGUAUUGAUUCGCCUAAUAUACUGGUUAUAACUGCUUAUUGUGGAAAGGGAAGUCUUCAGGAUAUCUUAGAGAAUGAAGAUUUACAGCUUGAUUCCAUGUUUAUUGCAUCUUUGGUAUUUGAUAUGAUUAGGGGAAUGAUGUAUUUACACAGCAGUGAGAUUAAAUCACACGGGAAAUUAAAAUCUUCGAAUUGUGUAGUCGACAGCCGAUGGGUUUUAAAGAUAGCCGACUUUGGUCUUCAUGAAUUUUUAUCGGGUCAAGAAGAGGAUCUGGGGGAAUAUGCCAUGUAUAGAAAUUUAUUGUGGAGAGCACCAGAACUGUUACGGUCAAAAACUACAGUUCACCGAGGAACACAGGAAGGCGAUGUGUACUCUUUUGGUAUAAUAAUGUUUGAGAUACAAGGAAGAAUGGGUCCUUUUGGUAACAUCGACCUUUCACCUAAAGAAAUAAUAGAACGGGUGAAGUUUCCUAAUGAAGAUAUAGCAUUUCGACCACGUCUCUCCGAGCUAAGUUCUACUCCAAAAUUCAUCACAGAUGUCAUCAAAGAAUGCUGGGAUGAAGAUCCUAUCAAGCGUCCAGACUUCGCUAUUAUACGAUCGAAGUUGAAACCAAUGCAGAAAGGCAUGAAAGCUAAUAUCUUUGAUAACAUGCUGGCCAUAAUGGAAAAAUACGCUGACAGCCUUGAAGCUUUGGUAGAAGACAGAACAGAUCAAUUAAUACAAGAAAAGAAAAAAACAGAAGAAUUAUUACAUCAAAUGCUGCCAAGUUCUGUAGCUGAUCAGUUGAUGUCUGGUAAACAAGUUGAAGCAGAAGCCUUUGAAUCUGUAACAAUCUAUUUUAGUGAUAUUUGUGGUUUUACUGCCAUGUCGUCAGAGAGUACACCGAUGCAGGUUGUUGGUCUACUUAAUGAUCUGUAUACACUGUUCGAUUCGAUCAUAGAAUAUUAUGAUGUAUAUAAAGUAGAGACAAUUGGUGAUGCUUACAUGGUAGUCAGUGGAUUACCUAAACCAAACGGCAUUAAUCACGCAGGGGAGAUUGCAUCCAUGUCCUUACACUUACUGGAAGCUAUUGGCAAAUUCAAGAUUCGUCAUAGACCCGAUGAUAAAUUAAAAUUACGGAUUGGGGUUCAUUCUGGAACAUGCGUUGCCGGUGUAGUUGGAUUGAAGAUGCCCAGGUUUUGUUUAUUCGGUGAUACUGUAAAUACUGCAUCUAGAAUGGAAUCACACGGAGAAGCCUUAAAGAUUCACUGUUCGCAACAAGUCAAGGAUCAUCUGGAUAACAUUGGUGGUUAUGAUGUCAUGGAGAGGGGUGUCGUUAAUAUGAAGGGAAAAGGGGAACAGAUAACAUACUGGAUAGUUGGUGAAGAUAUUGAGAAACGUCGUAGACGAUUCCAGAAUGUUACACAUUCCUCGGCUGUUCCCUUCUUUAUUGGCGGAUCUUUCCAAAAAAGGAGAAUUCGAGAUAAACGACUCAGUGGUGGACUGGAUUCAAGGGAGGACUCACCGGACGUUCAGCGUUCGGACAAAAUGGCCUGUAACGGUAGCUUGACGGGCACUCCAUCGGGAUCCAAUCUAUUACAACCUAACGGAUUUUUUGUCGGACCGAGCAGUGCUGAGCUAUUACGACGCUCGUCAUCAAGGCGGCGUCGUUUAAAAUUUACGAUAGGUGGAGACGAUGAACCACACGAUGCUAAGGCUGACUAUUACAAAGCGAACUGUCAUGUGAUUGAAUCAACUCCUUUAAUUAGUAGAAAAUGUGAUGAGGGAGAAGAAAAUAUGACGUAUCCACCCAAGUGUACGAGCUGUGUUUAGUGUGAUACAUUUACGUCACAUUGUUCAGCCUUAUUUUAAAUAACCUCAACUAAAUCUCCAUCGUACUGCACUUUAAUAAGUCACAUUAACUAUUCGUAUACAAUAAUGACAAUCUUAAUCAUAUGAAAAGCAAAUAAAUGAGGGGCGUUUAUAUCUUACCCUUUCAAUCAGAGAGACCGUACUUAUAUUGUAAAUAAUGCUUUACAUUCCACUGUUCUUAUAUUCUUAUAGCUUGAGUUUAUUUCACUCACAUUCUUUUAACUUAAGUUUAUUUCACAAAUUAAACAACCAUCGAUGAGCUCUUUACAAUUAGCAUCGUUACAGAUUCAUUUUGUGAUAAUUGGGGGAUUUGAUAGCCGAAUGGUUAAUGCAUGCUCGUUGAAUCAUGAGGUCUGUCAUUGAGUCAUGUGGUGUGAGUUUGAAUCUCCGCGUUUAUGCGGCAAGGCUUAAAGUCGCCUGUCCAACUGUAUGCGUUUUCUCCGGGUCCACUGCUAAAGACCCCUACGUGCAAGCGAUUUAUUGAAAUUAAUUGAACCUUAUGUUAGUCCCGAAAUAACCUAGUUUGUGUAUGUGUUUCUAUUUCAAUUUAAGAUUAAUUUUAUGACUGAAAUGAUUAAACAUACAUUAUGCAAGAGCUGAAUCUGUCUAUUGCAGGUCUUUCGUUAGGUCUGAAAUGUUAUCUAAAUUAUUAAUUAGACAUUAAUUAACCUAUCCAAACCCUAAUCAACUCUAGAUGGCAUCGCUAGCCUGCGAUCUAUAAUGGAUUGUGAGCCGAUUUACUGCAUAACUUUCCUUCACGAUUGAAUAAUCGAGACUAUGCUGUUUAUCGUACUGACUUUAGUAAUGAUGAUCAAGGCUAGCCGGAAAUUUCAACCUCUUAGUUCUCGGUUCAUAGUAGAUCAAUUUGAAUGAAAUUUUCAGCAAAUUGCCUUUACAUUAUCUAGUUUUAACUAUUAUAGUGAGAACUGCCAACUCGUUAUCGAAUCUCCCAUAAUGUAUCUUUAAUUAACUUAUCCAGACCAUAAUCAACUCUCGAUGUCAUCGCUAGACUGCGAUGUUUAUUGAAUUAGGUCCCGAUUUGCUGUUCGACUUUCAUUCAAGAUUUAAUCAUGAAAUGGAUAAUCGAGACGAUGUUAUUUAUCGCAUCGGCUUUAGUAAUGAUGAUCGAGGCUAGCCCGAAAACUCAAUCGCUAAAAUCUCGGUUCAGAGUGGAUCACUUUGACUGAAAUUUUCAGAAAAUUCCCUUUACAUUAUCUAGUUUUUAACUAUUAUAGUGAGAACUACCAGCUCUUUAUCUCAUCUCCCAUAAUGUAUCUUUAAUUAUUGACAGUAUUGUAUAAUAGAAGUUACGUAAGUUAUUAUAAAAUACAGCGCAUCAGGUGACAGAAUCGACAGAAGAAAAUAAAGGUACUAAUUAUCAUAAAUCCAAGCACUGGUCUACUUAUAAUAAGAUAUUUAUAACGAGUUUUCAUUGAGCAGCUUGAAACUACUAAAUAUAUUAGUACCACUCUUUUAUUGCACUUUAAAACAUACAAUCUAACUUGUUACUGUAGUUUUAGCUUAGUGUCUCUUAAACCCAUUUCAUUAUAGUUUGAAUCGUUGGAGGAUAAUAACAAUACUUUUUACUUUAAUUCUUGUAAUUCUUACAUUCUAAAAUAGUGGUUUGAUAAACCAUGGGUAUAAUAAAAAUAUUUUUGCUAUUAUUUUAAUUCUAGUAAUAUUAGAAAUUGCCUUCUUAAAGAGCUGUUUGAUAAUCAGAGUAGUUACCUAUUAACUGUUCCUAUAAUUUGAGUAUUAAACAUUCGAUACUGUAUAAUACUUUGCUUUAUAUUAAUAUCUUUAAAGGAGGCAUAUCAAUGGGAUUGUUUAUAAACGUUGUUUUUUUUUUCAUUCAGAUAGCUUCUGAUUAAAGAUUGGGGUAGAGGCAGGGCCUAUUUGUAAAACCCUUUCCUAAUGAUUUACAAAAUAUCGGUGUUUUAUAUGUAGUUUGUGUUCCCACUUUGCAACCAACGUUAUUAAAUAUGUACAGAAUAAAAUGAAUUUUUGUAAAGUAAUAAGACAAUAUCUUCAUACUAUAUUUACACAUGUCGAUCACAAAAAUAUAUAUUUCAUAAUUCCAUAUUAUAUUAAAACUUAUACCCCCUAGCCCAUGACCAGCCGACUGGAGACAUUGUUCCUCUGGGUAUACUGUAGGCAAUAAUUGUAAGUACGAAUGAAACCCUAUUAAAUCUACAGACCAUGAUCGGUUAAUACCCAAGUAAUAGAAUUAAUAAACUCUGGCAUUUGACUUGUAUAUGAGUUAAAAUGCGUUGUUAAUUGUAAUGUUUAAUUUUUGUUUGUAUUAUAUACAUUUUUAUUUGUAUACAGAUGUUAUCAUUUGUUAUUAUAACAACAUACCUGUUAUUCAUGGUUAUAACAUAUGAGUUAUAUUGUAAUAUAUGAAUUAAUAAUUGUAAUAUACGAGUUAUUGUAAUAUACGAGUUUCAUGUAAUUAAAUGUUAUAUUAAAUUUAAUUAA